Vitis riparia (riverbank grape) is the source of this 4601-nucleotide messenger RNA. Its product is annotated as DNA ligase 6. Gene Ontology annotation, molecular function: damaged DNA binding; 5'-3' DNA exonuclease activity; ATP binding. Lineage: Eukaryota; Viridiplantae; Streptophyta; Magnoliopsida; Vitales; Vitaceae. Gene Ontology annotation, biological process: DNA biosynthetic process; double-strand break repair via nonhomologous end joining; protection from non-homologous end joining at telomere. The transcript has 19 exons. The record is from RefSeq and is a predicted model, not a curated record. Bases 113 to 4372 code for a protein of 1419 amino acids.
AUGAACUUCAAAUGUGAUAGUACGGACAGUGGGCGACGCUUUGGCGCCAUCCAACCUCCCCACUCCGACCCUCUGUAAGCACCCACCACCGCUUCAACUGCCAGAAACCCCAAUGGCGGCUCCCCAAUCUUCCUCCUCCGAAACCAUGACGUUAGAUUCCACUCACCUUUUUCUCAACUCCCACAAAUUACUCUCUCAACACCAAUCUCCCCAACCCCCUCCACCUCCACCUCCCUCCCUCUCUUUUCUCUCCAAUCACUCCCCUCUCCCCCCAAUCCCCACCAAUUUUCCUCAGUCCAAGCUCAUUCCCAAAUCCCGGUUCGUUGUCGAUGGGUUUCGGUGCUCCGGCGACUACUCCGUCACCUACUUCCUCUCUCACUUCCACUCCGAUCACUAUUCCGGGCUCAGCCCUAAGUGGUCCAAUGGUAUUAUAUUCUGUUCAAAUACAACUGCACGCCUUCUCGUUGAAGUGCUUGGAGUCUCUUCUUUGUUUGUUUAUCCUUUGGCGGUGUCCCAACCCGUUUUGAUUGAUGGAUGUGAAGUGGCGCUUCUCGAUGCAAAUCACUGCCCCGGAGCGGUGCAAUUUUUGUUCAAGGUUCCUGGUGUAGAUGGUAGGUUUGAAAGGUAUGUUCAUACUGGUGAUUUUAGGUUUUGUGAAUCGAUGAAAUUGGAGCCUUGUUUGGGUGAAUUUGUUGGUUCUGAAGCGGUUUUUUUGGAUACGACCUAUUGUAAUCCAAAGUUUGUAUUUCCGUCUCAAGAUGAAUCUGUUGAUUAUAUAGUUGAGGCGAUAGAGAGAAUUGGCCUUGAGAACAAGGGUUUGAUGAAGUCUGUUUUGUUUCUUGUAGCUACUUAUGUUAUUGGAAAAGAGAGGAUAUUGCUUGAAAUAUCAAGAAGGCGUAACUGUAAAAUACAUGUAGAUGGUAGAAAAAUGUCGGUGUUGCGAGUUUUAGGGUAUGAGGAUGGUGGGGUAUUUACAGAGGAUGAAUCUAAGAGUGAUGUUCAUGUCGUUGGAUGGAAUGUGUUGGGUGAGACUUGGCCUUAUUUUAGACCCAAUUUUGUGAAGAUGAAGGAGAUUAUGAUUGAAAGAGGGUACUCAAAAGUUGUGGGCUUUGUUCCUACGGGGUGGACGUAUGAAGUAAAGCGCAACAAGUUUGCCAUGAGGACUAAGGAUUCAUUUGAGAUCCAUCUUGUACCAUACAGUGAACAUUCAAACUAUGAUGAGCUCAGAGAAUAUGUUAAAUUUUUGAGACCAAAGCGUGUUAUUCCUACAGUAGGAUUGGACAUUGAGAAACUUGACAGUAAACAUGCUAAUGCCAUGAGAAAGCAUUUUGCUGGUUUGGUUGAUGAAAUGGCCAUCAAGCAUGAAUUCUUGAAGGGUUUUCAACGCGGGUGCCUGGAAGCAGAUGAAAAUGUUGAAAAUAAUACGAGAACUGUCCUGAACAAGGAGCUGGAUGCAGAGAAACAUGUGACUUUUUCCAAAAGGAAAACCAAAGAAAGUACAGAAUCAGGAUUUCUUGCAGUAUCUUCAUCUUCUAUGCAAGAACCUGGUUCACAAGAUUCAACUUUGCUGAAUGAUAAGGGAUCAGAGGAAGUCAUACAAGAACUUCGUGAUUGCUUGCCCAUCUGGGUCACUCAAAACCAGAUGUUAGAUCUCCUUAGCUGCUCAGAUGGAAAUGUCAUUGAAGCAGUUUCUAAUUUCUAUGAGCGUGAAACUGAAUUUCGUGAGCAGGUCAUUGGGCAUACAAAUUCUGUAUGUACAUCUCAGACAAGCUCACUCAAUGAUUCUGUGUCACUAUCUAAACUGGGUUCUGUGGGAAGCAGCCCUCAGAAAAUGGAGGAUAUUCAUGGUAGCCAAAGCUACAGUUUACUCAACAUUAGGAGUUCCAUGAAGAGCAGCAGUCUCUCUUCUGGGAAAAGGAAGAAAAACCUUGACAAAAAGUCAAUUAAGAAAGGAAAAGUUGGCUCAAAACCAGAAUCUGGUGGCUCGAAACAAUCUACAAUAACAAGGUUCUUCAGUAAGAUAGUGAGUAAUGAUUCUCAAAGUGGGGAUGGUAUGUCUGAACAACUUUCUGAUGAUGAAAAUUCAUUUCCAAGUGAGGUUAUCACAUCUUAUGAAGAACAGGUUGAGCAGUUCAUUAAGAUAGUAAAUGUUGAUGAAUCAUCAAGAUACUAUGUUUCCUCCAUCCUGAAGAAGACAAAAGGAGAUAUUAAUAUGGCUCUGGACAUAUACUAUAGUAAACCUGAGGGUAACCUUGGUGAGAAUGAAGAGAGGUUGGUGGUCAGUAGCAAAUCGAUUCAACCUGAAUGCUGUAUCCAAAGUUGCAGUUCUGAGCUAGAGAAAAAAGUAUCAGAGAAGGAAUCAGGAAAUAUAGUUGAAGCUAAGGGGCUAUCAAGAGAGACUAUAGCUGCAACUCUUGUAUCAUUACCGCCGGAAAAAUAUUCUCCAAUAGAGCACGCAUGCUGGAAGCUUGGGCAGCCUGCCCCAUAUUUACAUCUUGCUCGGACUUUUGAUCUGGUUGAGGGUGAGAAGGGCAAGAUAAAAGCAGCUUCUAUGCUGUGCAAUAUGUUUAGAAGUUUGUUGGCCUUGUCUCCUGAGGAUGUGAUACCUGCUGUAUAUCUCUGCACAAAUAAGAUUGCUGCUGACCAUGAAAAUAUGGAACUAAAUAUUGGUGGAAGUAUAGUCACAUCUGCAAUGGAAGAGGCAUGUGGGACAAGCAGGUCUAAAAUAAGGGCCAUGUACAAUAGCUUAGGUGAUCUUGGUGAUGUUGCUCAAGUAUGCCGACAAACACAGUCAUUCCUUGCCCCUCCUUCACCGCUACUAAUUAAAGAUGUGUUUUCCAUGCUCCGAAAUAUAAGUGUACAAACAGGCAGUGGAAGUAUUGUUCGAAAGAAAAGCCUUAUUUUGAAUCUCAUGCGGUCCUGUAGAGAGAAGGAAAUAAAGUUUCUUGUUAGAACUUUGGUUAGGAAUUUACGAAUUGGGGCAAUGAUGAGAACUGUUCUUCCUGCAUUGGCUCAAGCUGUUGUCCUGCAUUCCUCUCCAAACUUUUAUCAUAAAGGAACAACAGAAAACAUAAAGGAGAAGCUUCAGUGUCUUUCUGCAGCAGUUGUUGAAGCAUAUAAUAUACUUCCCAAUUUGGAUUUGCUCAUUCCUUCUCUCCUGGACAAAGGCAUUGGAUUUUCUUCAUCAAGUUUGUCUAUGGUUCCAGGAAUACCUAUUAAGCCGAUGCUUGCAAAAAUCACCAAUGGAGUCCCUCAAGCUUUAAAGCUCUUCCAAAAUAAAGCUUUUACAUGUGAAUAUAAAUAUGAUGGUCAGCGCGCCCAAAUUCACAAACUAGUUGAUGGAUCGGUGCGUAUCUUUUCAAGAAAUGGGGAUGAAACGACAUCAAGGUUUCCAGAUUUGGUUAGUGUGGUCAGGGAAUCAUGUAAGCCUGAUGCAUUGACUUUCAUACUGGAUGCUGAGGUAGUUGCAAUUGAUAGAAAGAAUGGCAGCAAGCUCAUGUCCUUCCAGGAAUUAUCUUCACGAGAGAGAGGAAGCAAAGAUUCCUUGAUCACAUUGGAUAGCAUAAAGGUUGACAUUUGUGUCUUUGUCUUUGAUAUCAUGUUUGCUAAUGGAAAACAGCUUUUGGAUAUUCCUCUGCGUCAAAGAAGAAAAUAUUUGAAGGAUUUGUUUAACGACCAGAAAUUGGGUUACUUUGAAUAUGCAGAGGAAACAACAGUGGAAGCAGAUGAUGCUUCAACCAAUGAAGCCACAUUGACUAAAAUAAAUUUGUUUCUUGAAGAAGCAUUUCGCUCCUCAUGUGAAGGAAUUAUGAUUAAAUCUCUAGAUAUUGAUGCUGGAUAUUCUCCAUCUAAGCGUACUGACACAUGGUUAAAGGUCAAGCGAGAUUAUGUGGAAGGAUUGAAUGACUCACUUGAUUUAGUCCCAAUCGGUGCUUGGCAUGGCAAUGGGAGAAAAGCAGGCUGGUAUAGUCCAUUCCUCAUGGCUUGUUACAACCCUGACACAGAGGAAUUCCAAAGUGUAUGUCGUGUCAUGUCAGGGUUCUCAGAUAAUUUCUACAAAGAGAUGAAAGAGUUCUUUAAUGAAGACAAGAUAUUAUCCAAAAAGCCACCUUAUUAUCAGACAGCUGAGCUACCCGAUAUGUGGUUUACUCCAGAACUUAUUUGGGAAAUAAGAGGGGCAGACUUCACUGUGUCACCAGUUCAUCAGGCAGCCAUAGGUUUAGUUCAUCCAUCCCGUGGCAUCUCAGUACGAUUUCCAAGGUUCAUUCGACCUAUAAUGGAUAGAAGACCAGAGGAAUGUAGCACAGCUGCAGAUAUAGCUGAUAUGUUUCAUUCUCAGACCAGAAAGAUGGAUGUAACACACCAUAAUUGAAUAUGGUUUUCCUGCACUGUACUUAAGAUGCAACUUUUUGUUUCAUUUUUUUUGUAGUGCAAUGCAAAGGUUAUUUAAUUAGCCCUUUUGCUUCUUCACUUGUGUGUAAACCUGUACAGAUGUAGUGAUGGAUUUAGUGUAAAGUUGUAUACAUUCUGUACGGGCUUUCAACAGGAAAGGAACUGUUAAUGAAAAUGGAAGAGAAGAAAUUCUACUUCAGUUGCUUUUU